AUGUGCAACGGUCAUCACCGGUAUUAUAUUUACCGCUUUCCUGGUGAGAGGCCAAAUUGGUUGAGCUACAGUGGAGAAGGAUGCUCAUUGUCAUUCCAUAUACCUCCAGUCUUCCAUGGCUUAGUUGUUUGGGCUGUCCAUCCACUUGAGAAGGAAGAUCAUUAUUACUACAGCACUAAAAUUAUUAUUAUUAUAAGAAAUAAAAGCAACGGUAUUCAAUUGUUUAAAGGUCAUGGAUCACCAAGAACUGCGGGAUGGAUAAGAUACAUAAGUAGAAGUGAAAUGGCAAUGGAAGAUUACUGUGGAGAUGACGAAUUGGAACUAUACAUUUCUUCAGUGCCAACAAAGUUUUACAUUUCUUCAUAUCACAAAUUGCACAUCAUUAAAGAAUGUGGGGUCCAUGUGAUCGCAGGGAAGUCAGAAUCAUUUGAAGAGUCAGAAGUGAAAAGAGAUGCAGUGAUGCCUUCACCACCGCUGUAUCAUCUGCUUCCUCGUCCUCAUUGUGGUUCGAUUACAGCAUCUACACCUAAGCAAUGGAGUGACUUUUUAUUUGCGACGCUGCAAGGACAUAGCCUCUCUUUAGAACUUCGUGGUAAGAACAAAUAUUUCAUUUAGUUAUUUUUAUUCUAU
Populus nigra (black poplar) is the source of this 630-nucleotide messenger RNA. RefSeq lists its product as uncharacterized. Bases 1 to 615 code for a protein of 204 amino acids. The record is from RefSeq and is a predicted model, not a curated record. The transcript has a single exon. Lineage: Eukaryota; Viridiplantae; Streptophyta; Magnoliopsida; Malpighiales; Salicaceae.